This is a messenger RNA of Pipistrellus nathusii (Nathusius's pipistrelle), 1449 nucleotides long. The record is from the annotation of a GenBank genome assembly. NCBI's taxonomy places the organism in Eukaryota, Metazoa, Chordata, Mammalia, Chiroptera, Vespertilionidae.
AUGGCGGACAGCGCCAGCGAGAGCGACACGGACGGCGCGGGGGGCAACAGCGGCGGCCCGGCCGCCAUGCAGUCGUCCUGCUCGUCGACCUCGGGCGGCGGCGGCGGCGGUGGCGGCGGAGGCGGCGGUAGCGGCGGUGGCGGCGGCGGCGGUGGGAAGUCGGGGGGCAUUGUCAUCUCGCCGUUCCGCCUGGAGGAGCUCACCAACCGCCUGGCCUCGCUGCAGCAGGAGAACAAGGUGCUCAAGAUCGAGCUGGAGACCUACAAGCUCAAGUGCAAGGCGCUGCAGGAGGAGAACCGCGACCUGCGCAAAGCCAGCGUGACCAUCCAAGCCAGGGCUGAGCAGGAAGAGGAAUUCAUCAGUAACACAUUAUUCAAGAAAAUUCAGGCUCUGCAGAAGGAGAAGGAAACCCUCGCUGUGAAUUAUGAGAAGGAAGAAGAGUUUCUCACUAAUGAGCUCUCCAGAAAACUGAUGCAGUUGCAGCAUGAGAAAGCCGAACUAGAGCAGCACCUGGAGCAGGAGCAGGAAUUCCAGGUCAACAAGCUGAUGAAGAAAAUUAAGAAGCUGGAGAAUGAUACCAUUUCUAAGCAGCUGACCUUGGAGCAGUUGAGACGAGAGAAGAUUGACCUUGAAAAUACUUUGGAGCAAGAGCAAGAAGCACUAGUUAAUCGUCUCUGGAAAAGAAUGGAUAAACUUGAAGCUGAAAAGCGGAUCCUGCAGGAGAAAUUAGACCAGCCGGUCUCAGCUCCCCCAUCACCCAGAGACAUCUCCAUGGAGAUCGACUCUCCAGAAAACAUGAUGCGCCACAUCCGGUUUUUAAAGAAUGAAGUGGAGAGGCUGAAGAAGCAGCUGAGGGCCGCUCAGUUACAGCACUCGGAGAAGAUGGCGCAGUACCUGGAGGAGGAGCGUCACAUGAGGGAAGAGAACCUGCGGCUGCAGAGGAAGCUGCAGAGGGAGAUGGAGAGGAGGGAAGCCCUCUGCCGGCAGCUCUCCGAGAGCGAGUCCAGCUUGGAAAUGGAUGAUGAGAGGUGUUUUAAUGAGAUGUCUGCACAAGGACUAAGACCUCGCACUGUGUCCAGCCCGAUCCCUUACACUCCUUCUCCAAGCUCAAGCAGGCCCAUCUCCCCGGGUCUGUCAUAUGCAAGCCACACGGUUGGUUUCACGCCACCAACCUCACUGACGAGAGCCGGCAUGUCUUACUACAAUUCCCCGGGUCUUCAUGCGCAGCAUAUGGGAGCAUCCCACGGCAUCACAAGGCCUUCGCCACGGAGAAGCAACAGUCCUGACAAAUUCAAACGGCCCACGCCGCCUCCGUCUCCCAACACACAGACCCCGGUCCAGCCGCCUCCGCCCCCGCCGCCACCCCCGAUGCAGCCUGGGGUCCCCUCGGCAGCCACCACGCAGCCCGUCCCUUCGCAACAUUCGGUGCACCCCUCCUCCCAGCCUUAA